AUGACAUCGGGGCUGCGAAGUAUAUCCUAUCAAGAACUAGCCCAGCACAAUACAGAACGUGACUGCUGGGUAUCCAUUCAUGGGACUGUAUGGAAUCUGACCUCCUUCUUGAACGAACAUCCUGGUGGAAGACGAAUCAUCAUCAAGGAAGCUGGACGUGAUGCCACUGCUGCAUUUAUUCCAUUCCACCCAAAGGACAUCGCUGAAAAACUGAUCUCCGGAGACCUAAAGAUGGGUGUACUGGAUACUAGCUCAACUCCUGUCGCCAAUACAGACACUGAAGAAGUCGUGGCAAAAAAGGUCGUGACUGCUGAUAAACCACCACUAGCUGCAAUGUUCAACAUCUUUGACUUUGAGGGUGUAGCUCGCAAAGUCCUCAAGCCAGAAGCUUGGGCUUACUAUUCGUCAGGUGCCGAUGAUGAACUCACACUACGAGAAAACCAUGCUGCAUUCCAUCGUAUCUGGCUCAAACCUCGUGUCCUCAUUAAUGUAAAAGAUGUCGACAUCUCCACAACCAUGUUGGGAACCAAAGUGAAACUCCCUAUAUACAUUACUGCCACUGCAUUGGGUAAAUUAGGUCAUCCAGAAGGCGAAGUCGUCUUGACCAGAGCUGCUCAUACUCGAGGAAUCGUACAGAUGAUGCCCACACUAGCUUCAUGCUCGCUAGCCGAAAUGACGGAAGCCGCUCAGCCAGGCCAAACCCAAUGGCUCCAACUAUAUGUAAACACAGACCGUGAAAACACCCGUAAAAUAGUAGAAGACGCCGAAAAGCGAGGUGUCAAAGGCCUUUUCAUAACCGUCGACGCUCCUCAACUCGGCCGUCGAGAAAAGGACAUGAGAACUAAAUUCGUCGAUGAGGCUCCAGACGUUCAAGAUGAAUCAACAGUAGAAAGAAAUCAAGGAGCUGCUCGAGCUAUAUCUAAAUUCAUUGAUCCAGCAUUAUGUUGGGCUGAUAUACCAUGGUUUAGAUCAAUCACCAAGAUGCCUAUUGCUCUCAAGGGUAUUCAGUCUGGUGAAGACGCAGUUACUGCUGCUCAGUAUGGGGUACAGGCGAUUGUAGUUAGUAAUCAUGGUGGUAGGCAACUGGAUACAGGUCGAUCUGCUGUGGAGAUACUGCCUGAGGUUGUGUCUGCUUUGAAGGAAGCUGGACUGCACGGCAAGAUGGAGAUCUACGUUGAUGGAGGUUUCCGUCGUGGAACAGACAUAUUUAAAGCUCUAGCGUUAGGGGCUACAGGAGUCGGUUUGGGUCGUCCCUUCUUAUACGCAAUGUCAGGAUAUGGACAAGCUGGUGUGGAAAGAGCACUCGACUUGCUACGAGAUGAACUGGAAAUGUGUAUGAGACUUAUGGGAACACCGACCAUUGCUGACAUCACAUCUGCACGUGUCUUGACCAAGAACCUGGAAUCGCAUGUUGGCGCACCACCACGAGAUGUGCUGGCAGAUGCAGUGUACGAUCCAUUGCGAGCCAUGCUCUAA
Messenger RNA from Synchytrium microbalum, 1476 nucleotides. RefSeq lists its product as uncharacterized. NCBI's taxonomy places the organism in Eukaryota, Fungi, Chytridiomycota, Chytridiomycetes, Synchytriales, Synchytriaceae. Bases 1 to 1476 code for a protein of 491 amino acids. The record is from RefSeq and is a predicted model, not a curated record. The transcript is spliced from 7 exons. Gene Ontology annotation, molecular function: heme binding; oxidoreductase activity.